AAGAUGGCCGCUCCCAUGAUGUGCGGGAUCUGCACUGAGGAAGAGCAAAUGAAGUUUCGUAGAGAAUGAGAUAAACUUGAAGAAAAUAAAAUCUAUUCAGAGGCUGGGAAAGAAGUUUGAUCAAAGUAGUCUUUGCAGAGGGGUUGGGCUGGCGUCUAAGGGGCGGAGCGACGCGCUGAGUGGUAUUGCGCAUGCGCAUCAGCUAGGCGGUUAGAUUUGAAUAGCUCACUCAGCCUGUCUGGGCGUUGUGAGGUGACGUCCUUUCUGAGGAGCGCGCGGACCCCAAACAAAUCCAGCAGGUGGGCCGCGGAGGAAAAAGGUUUUCUUCAGAAAUGGAUGGAGUGUCUUCAGAGGCAAAUGAAGAAAAUGACAAUACAGAGAGACGUGUUAGAAGACGGCAUUCCUCAAUUUUAAAACCCCCAAGGAGUCCUCUUCAAGACCUCAGAGGUGGGAAUGAAACAGUGCAGGAAUCCAAUGCUUUCAGAAGUAAGAAGAGUUCUCGACGAGUCAGCUUUGCAGAUACUAUAAAGGUAUUCCAGACAGAAUCUCAUAUGAAAAUAGGAAGAAAAUCAGAAGUCACAGAAGCAGAAGCAAAAGAAAAUGUUCCAUUUAUACAGAGUAAGAGUUCAGAAGAUAAUUACCGUGAGAUAACUGGGAUGAAUACAUUGCUUUGUGCUCCCAUUCAGACCCAGAUGCAACAGAGAGAGUUUUCAAUUAUAGAACACAACCAUGAAAGGAAACAUGCAAGUGACCAGACAGUCAUCUUUUUAGAUGAAAACCAGAUGGACUUAACAGCAAGUCACACUGUGAUGAUUACCAGAGACCUUUUAGAUUGUGCCAAAAGUGAAAAGUCCACCAAGAUAGAUACCACGUCAUUUCUGGCUGACUUAAAGCACCACCUUGAGAACUCAAGAAUGAAAAAAUCAAAUUGUUCUGUAGAUCAAAACGCUUCUUCGGAAAAGAAAAUAAAUUGCACUGACUUCAUAAAAAGAUUGAAAACAGGCAAAUACAAUGCUUCUUUUUCUUCAGGGCCUGAUAAAGAAAAUUGUGAGAUACCUAUUUAUUCCAAAGAAGCAAAUAGUGCCUCUUCUAUAUAUCAAAUGUAUGUACCUGUUAAUGUAGAUGAGAAUAGUAGCAAUAUGACUAGAAUCUUCAGAGAACAAGAUGAUGGGAUGAAUUUCACCCAGUGUCAUACAGCCAAUAUUCAGACAUUGAUUCCCACAUCCAAUGAGGCCAACUCAAGGGAAUUUAAAGGUGAUAGUACAAUUUAUGGGAAUGACCAAAUGGACUUGACAAUUAACCACACUGUCCAGAUUUUACCCUCAGCACCUAAUUUAUCUGAAAUAGAAAACCAAACUCAGAAUGUCAUGAUGAAUGUUAUAACAGGUUCUGAAACUAAAGUUCCAGGAAAGAAAACAGUCUGUAAGAAUAAACAAAAUGCUGCUUUUCAAAACCCUUCCUUAAACCCUGAAGACAAAAUAUGUAUUACCAGAAGCCACAUUAUAGAGACAGAAACUCACACCGUCACACAGACUUCCGAUCAAGAUACUAGAACUUUGACCGCAACACCAGAAUCCGUAUGUUCUAGUCCAUCUAUUCAAGGUUAUAAGACAGUUUUUUAUUCUAGUUGUAAUGAUGCCAUGGAACUGACCAAGUGUUUCUCAGGUAUGAAAGCAGAGGAAAAUUUGCCAAACCAUGAUGGUAAUUCUAAAAUUUGUCCCAAUCCAGAUGGCAUCCCUCUUCUCCUAGAGAAAACGAUUUAUUCAGAAGAAGAUAACAUGGACAUUACCAAGAGUCACACAGUUGCAAUAGAUAAUCAAAUUUUAAAACAAGAUCAGACAAAUGUACAAAUAACUGGUGCACCAAUAUCUGAGAAAGAAAUGGUACUCUCAAAUAACAUAACUGUGUCAGAAUAUGGGAAAAUAAAUGUAAGUUUUAGCUCAGUUCCUCAUGUGCCAAAGGAAAAAUUACAGCAGAACUUGGCAAAUCCUUUGUCUAUUUCAUUAACCAAUGAAAAGACUGAACUCUUAGCUGGUGAAAAUAUGGAUUUGACUGAAGGUCAUAUAAGUAACUUAGAAAGUCAAGGUCCUCUUGCAUCUAAUAAUCUAGUGCCAGAGAAUAUCAGUAAGUCUAACUCUCAUAGCAAAAACACUUCAGAAGAAUGGGGGAAAAUAACCAAAAGUCAUAUCAAACCAUCCCAACAACCAAACAUAAUAUCUAAGGACAUAGCAACAAAUCAUAAUAUUGUCAACUCUGGUAGAGUUCUUGAUAAGCAAAGAACACUGAGAAAUAAUAAAGAUACAGUUUCAAGUGAGCAGCCUUUGUUUUCUACCAUGAAGCCAUUAUAUUCAACAGAAGAACAAUCUGCCAUGAAAACUUAUAAUACUGCUGUUAAUAGUCACACAGUGAAAUCUAUACUAGGCCAAAAUUCUAAACUGCCUGAACCACUGAAGAAAAAUGUAAGUGACUGCACAUCUGACUAUUCUCAUGAGAAGAUGAUUAUUUGUUCAGAGGAGGAGCAAAAUAUGGAUCUAACCAAGAGCCACACUGUUGUCAUUGGAUUUGGUUCUUCUGAAAUACAAGAACUUGAUCAGACUAAUUUAAAACAUACUACUAACCAGGUAGCAGUAAGCAAACAGAGAACUACAAAAUUUGAAAAAUGUAAUAAAAGUCCUAUAGAGAAAAGUAGAAUGUUUGUGUCUAAUAAUAUCAUGGAUGUGUCAGAAGACAAAAACGUGCAGAAACCUGAAUUUCUGAAGGAAAAUAAAAAACUCAAAUGUCGUGGAAGGAAAAGUGUUCGUGGACUAAAGCAUGAUAAGUCUGUUAUAUUUUCAGAGGGGGAUGAGAAUGAUAUGGAUAUCACCAAGAGUUACACAGUAGAAAUAAGCCAUAGGCCUCCAUUAGAUGAACAUGAUUCCCAUUUGGUGCCCUUGCCAGAAACUUCUAAAACUAUUUUGUAUUCAUGUGGGCAGGAUGACAUGGAGAUUACUAGAAGUCACACGACUGCCUUAGAAUGUAAAACUGUCUUACCAGAUGAAAUAACUGCUUUGGGUAAAACUGUAAUGUUUGUCGAUGACCAAGAUGAAUUAGAAAUGACAAAAUGUCACACUGUUUUCAUUGACUUUCAAGUCAGACCUGAUGUUGAACUAUCCAAAAGGAAAAGCCUACGACAAUCAAAAGUGACAUACACUGCCGAGGAGAGUGUUUUCUUUCCAGAAUGUGAUAAAAGUGAUCAUAAAGCAGCAAAAAGCAGCCAUCUAACAGUACUAGAGGAAAGGCCAAAUAGUGAUCCUGCAGAGAGAGCCAUAGCAUUUAUAACUGAUGAUAACAUGGAAGUGUCUAAAUCAACCACACUGAAAAAUAUCAAAGAUGUCCAGAAGCCUGGAUUUCUGAAUGAACCUCUACCUGGCAAAAGUCAGAGAAGAAAAAGCCUUAGGCUCACAAAUGACAAGACCGUUGUAUUUCCAGAGAAUGAUAAAAAUGAUCUGGAUAUCACCCAGAUUUGUAUGGUAGACAUAAAUAACAGAAGUGCCCUGGAAGAUAGAAAUUUCCAUUUGGUGCCUUCAACAGGAACUUCUAAAACUAUUUUGUAUUCAUGUGGACAGGAUGACAUGGAGAUUACUAGAAGUCACACAACUGCCUUAGUAUGUAAAACAGUCUUACCAGAUGAAACAACUACUAGACCAGUGGACAAAACUGUAGUGUUUGUGGAUAAUCAAAAUGAUCUGGAAGUCACCAAGUCCCAUACUGUUUUCAUUGAUUUUCAAGCCACAGAGAAAAUAUUUCAUGAGAACCCUAAGUUUGGGAUAGCAAAAGAAAAAAACUUAGACAGUUCUUUUGCUGAGGAAAAGAAAAAUAGCCGUGUUCAGGAAAUCCCUAAAAAACAAGAACUGGCAACAGAAAACAAAAUUUUUCUUCACACUGAGCAAGAGCAUCAUAUGAUACCCAUUGUUCCUACUAAUAUAUUGUCUGGGGAUCAAAGUGAAGUGGAAACCAUGAAAUCCUGUAGAGCUGCUACAGAUGGGGUCAUGGGGAAAGGUGUGGGUCAGGUCUAUACACUGGAAAAAGCUAAAGUUGAAAGCUGUCACUUAGAUAGUACAGAUAGAAAAAAUGUGGAUUUUACAAGCUGUCAUGUAACUACUAUUUGUGGAUCAAAUGAUUAUUCCUGUUUACCAGAUGUUUCCUGUUUUAAUAAUUUGGAGGGAAAUGUCAUGUCCUUGUGUGGUAAAGAUAAGGAGAAAGCCAAUAAUUGCCCAAUGCAAAAUGAUCUUGCUUAUGCAGACAGUUUACCCUGUGAACAUCACAUGGCAUCUGAUGGGCUGACCCUCUCUGCUCCUUGCCCUUUGCUUGAGAAACAAGAAGCUAUUCAAACCAAUACCAAAGGACAGUUACACUGUGCCAUAACACUGCCAAAAGAUCAGGAUCUGAUUAAAGAGCCUCAAAAUCUAUUAGCUAAUCAAACUCAAAAUCUGGGGGAGAUGACUAAACUUAACUCAAAGCGAGUAUCUUUUAGGCUUCCAAAGAAUCAAAUGGAGGGCUUGGUUGAUACUUGUGUUGCUUCUGAGCCUCAUCUCCCAACCCAGCAACCUCCGUUGCUUCAAAAAGGACAGAGUAUUAUCAGUCAAAAUGAUGUGAAAUUGCCUAAAGCUGGAGAUAAGAGUUUAAAUGUUGUUACAGGAAUUUCCUCUGCAUCCACAUAUGAAAACAAGUCCAAAAUACUCAAUAAUAAGGAGCAGUUUGCCAUAGCCUGUAAAGAACUGAAGGAAAACAGUCAAACAGCUAAAUCUAAGUCAGACUUGACUGUGCAAGUCAUUCAGACCCAUUGUAGUGCUAGACAAAUAUCAGAUCCUGUAAUUGUGUCUGAUGCUUCAUGUUUUAGUAGUGUCAAACAAAAUCUGAAUAAUUUGAAUGGAAAAACUGAAGGGUUUUUAGAUUUUCAAACUGUUCAUAAAUCACCUCCUCCAGAACAAUCACUUAAAUUAGGAAAUGAGACAUACAAUGGUAAGAAUAUAGUGCAAGCUACAGAAAUACAUAAUAUAGUCUCCAGCAAUGUUAACGAUACUAGAGGUGAAGAAAAUAAAAGUUCUCAUAAAGAAGCUGAAGCCACCUCUGUCCCAUUAAAGACUGCUGUUAAAGAUAAAAUGAGGAGAUGCUCUUUGGGAAUCUUUUUGCCCAGAUUGCCAAACAAGAGAAAUUGUGGUGUUACUGUUACUGAUGACCUGGAACAGAUUCCAGCAAAUAUAAAUGAUUUAAAUCAUUUAGAAACUCAGCCUGUCUCCAGCGAGGAUCCAGGCACUGGAUCUGUUGCAGCUAAACUGAACUUAAGUCCAUCUCAGUAUAUAAAUGAGGAAAAUCUUCCAUUAUACCCGGGUGAGGUUAAUUCCUUGGACUCUAUAUGCAUAGACAUUGAGGACAAAACUUUGAUUGAAACAUACCAAAAGGAGAAUUCACCAUCUGAAAAUAAACUGGAAGAAACCUGCAAUCGACAAAAAAGAACCUUGGUACAAAAAGAAGAUAGUCCAAAUGAGAAAAAAUUCAGAAAAACAGAGAUUGAGCUUAGUGAUACUACACAAGAUCAAGAGGUUUUUGAUCACCAUACUGAAGGGGAUAUAGAUAAAAAUGCCAACAGUGUAUUGAUAAAAAGCCUGAGCAGGACUCCGUCUACUUGCAGCAGCUCUCUGGAUUCAGUCAAGGCUGAUGGGACCUCUCUGGACUUCAGCACACACCGCAAUAGUCAAAUGGAAUCACAGUUUCUCAGAGAUACUAUUUGUGAAGAGAGUUUAAGGGAGAAACUCAAAGAUGGGAGAAUAACAGUAAGGGAGUUCUUUAUACUUCUUCAAGUCCACAUCUUGAUACAGAAACCCCGACAGAGCAAUCUCCCAGCCAAAUUUACUAUAAGCACAACACCUACUCCAGAGGACCUGAUGUUAAGACAGUAUGUUUAUGGACCCAAGAUAGAGAUUUAUAGAGAAGAUUGUGAGGUCCUUCGCCAGAAGAUUGAAGAAUUAAAGCUUUCUGCAUUGAACCAAGAUAAACUGUUAACUGAUAUAAAUAGAAACCUGUGGGAAAAAAUGAGAUGCUGCUCUGAUGAAGAGCUGAAGGCCUUUGGGAUUUACCUUAACAAAAUAAAAUCACGUUUUACCAAGAUGACCAAAGUCUUCACUCACCAAGGAAAAGUGGCUCUGUACAGCAAGCUGGUGCACUCAGCUCAGAACGAGAGAGAGAAACUUCAAAUAAGGAUAGAUGAGAUGAAUGACAUACUUAAGAAGAUCAAUAAUUGUCUCACUGAUGUGGAAAAAGAAACUAAUAAUUUGGAAGAUGAAGAGAAAGAGAAUCCUAUAGAAGAAUGGAGUUCUGAAAUGAGAGCUGCAGAGAAAGAAUUGGAACAGCUAAAAACUGAAGAAGAGGAGCUUCAAAGAAAUCUUGCAGAACUGGAAAUACAGAGAAAGCAGACCCUUGCUCAAAUAGACUUGAUGCAAAAACAAACAAGUAGAACUAAGGAACUACUGGAUCAGUUGAGUUUGUCUGAAUGGGAUGUCAUUGAGUGGAGUGAUGAUCAAGCUGUAUUCAACUUUGUUUAUGACACAAUAGAACUCACCAUUACCUUUGGAGAGCCAGUAGUUGGUCUCCCUUUCCUGGACAAGGCUUGUAGGAAGAUUACUGAGUUGAAUUUUCAGUCUCUGUUAGAUGAAAGUAAAGCUCCUCCUUCCUCCCUUUUAGUUCAUAAGCUUAUUUUUCAGUAUAUUGAGGAACAGGAAUCCUGGAAGAAGAAAUGUACCACUCAGCAUCAAGUACCCAAGAUGCUUCAAGAACUUUCAUUGGUAGUGAACCAUUGCAGACUCCUUGGAGAGGAGAUUGAGUUUUUAAAGAGAUGGGGAACAAAUUACAACCUAAUGAACAUAGACGUGAAAAACACUGAAUUGACACUUUUAUUUGCCAGCUCUGCAGCAUUUGCAAAGUUUGAGAUAACUUUGUCUCUUUCGGCCCAUUAUCCAUCUGUCCCAUUACCUUUUAUGAUUCAAAAUCACAUUGGGAACACUGGCCAAGAUGAAAUUGCUACCAUUCUAUCCAAAGUGUCAUUGGAGGACAACUAUUUGAAGAAUGUGGUCAAGCAAAUUUACCAAGAUCUGUUUCAGGAGUGCCAUUUCUACCACUAAAUCCAUGGACCACAGUUGUAACAAGCAAGCAGCAUGCACUUAAUGAUACUGUGUCAGGGUCUCCAUUGCUGUUUAACCUUUAUCUUUAGGUCAUAGAAGCCUAGUAAAAUUCCCACUGAUGAUGUUAUAAUUGAUAUGUUUGAGUAGUUUUCAAAUCUGUAUAAUCAGGGGGUGAUGAAAGGCCUCAAAUAUUCUGUAACCACGUUGCUCAUUUUUGUUUAAAGUUUUAAGUAGUAGUACACUUAGGGAAAAUUUCCCCUGACUAAAGUAUUGCUCUCUGCUUUGUCCUAAGGAGGAACAUUUAAGCAUAGGAGAAGUUACCAUUCACAAAAACAUUAGCCAUUUGCCCAUAAACAAAACUAGGAUUUUUAGGUAGCUUGGCUUUUACUAGCAGAUAUUUCUGAAAUAGAAACAUGUCUGUUUACAAACAACUAUUCCUCCUUUUUCUCAGGGUCAGAAAUGUUGUUAAGAAAAAGCAAAUAGUAUUCAGCUAUUUGAAUUGUUACCAUCUUUUCUUGAGGGCCUUGCUUUUAUUUUGUGAUGUCUAUGGUUUUCCCAGUGAAUAGUUUUUUAAGCAGGGUAAAUUCAUUUUGGCCCAGUAUGUAUGUAAAUAUAUUAAUGUUGUAUUUGUGAUAUAGUAAGAAGAUGUAUAUAUCAUAUAGUGGAUAUAGAAAUACCUUUCUGCUUAGUUUCCAUCUUUCUGAGGAAACUUUAUAGCAAAAAAAUAAAUUGUCAUUUAUUAAGUAAUGACAUAACACAAUAUCACACCCUGGACACUAGUUUUAUCAAUUUCUGGCAGUAAUGAUAAACUUAUUAAUAAGUAUAUUUCCUGAAAGUACACCCUUCUCAUUCAAAAAUAAGCAUAUCCAUUGAUUAUUAAGUGACCAAUAUUAUCUAUGAGGUAGACAAAUAUGAAAUAACUUUUACCCAAACUUUUGUCAAAUCCUAAUCAUGAUAAUUGUUUCUCUUAUAUUUAAUUCUAAACAAACAUAUUUUCAUUCUUAAACUGAUUUGUCUUAAAGUUUACUGUUUACUUAGGAUCAGGUUAAAGUCCUGUGGGUCCCUUUGAGUAUUAUCUUCCCUCUUGGUUUCCACAUCUGAUAUAAAGUCCAAAGAUCAUAUGGUCUUUUAAGCUUCAAAAUUCAAAAUUCAUUUGCUAUGAAAACUAAUAUGUAUUCCUUAUAUAAUAUAAUAGUAUAAUCCUUGAAAAACUUUUAAAGUUAUAAGUAUGGUCCAAUUUCCCAUAAAACUUAAGUUAGCUUUCUUACUGGAGUUUUGUUUUCUUUCUUCUGUAAGUCGUAAAAAGUAGAGGUUUUUAUUUUAUGUAUUUUGGUAACCUGGAAGAACUAGCUGCAAGGAUGAUUUGGCCUAUAAUGAUGGUCUCUUGCUUUCUUGGGUUUGGAGGAUGUGAUUAUAAUAUUUACCUACCUAUUUGUAUUUUUCUUUGUUCAGAGUAUUGGCUAUUUUCAUAAAAUUGUUUGGAAAUUUAUCUUUCAAUAAUUGGAAAGAUUAUUUUUUGCACAUUAAAUUUGU
Messenger RNA from Lepus europaeus (European hare), 8690 nucleotides. RefSeq names its product kinetochore scaffold 1 (gene KNL1). Gene Ontology annotation, cellular component: nucleus. Gene Ontology annotation, biological process: attachment of spindle microtubules to kinetochore; cell division; protein localization to kinetochore. NCBI's taxonomy places the organism in Eukaryota, Metazoa, Chordata, Mammalia, Lagomorpha, Leporidae. Bases 333 to 7157 code for a protein of 2274 amino acids. The transcript has 26 exons. The record is from RefSeq and is a predicted model, not a curated record.